CCUUCCCCGCCGGGGUCCUGCCCGCCUCCCUGCGGGGAGUCCGACAGUUCUCCGGACUGCGGGAGGGGCGAGAGGCCGGGCGGGGGGCUGGAGGGUCGAGGGGAGGAGAAAGGGAAAGUAGAAGCGAGAGAAAUUAGGAGGCGGGGGAAAUCGAGGGCUGGAAGGAAGAAGAGAGUCAGAGGAUGGUGCAGAGCACUUUUGGGGAGCUGCCACGCCGCGUCUCAGGCUGGCCUGGCUGAGCUGCGGGAGCCGGAGAGAGAGCAGCGCAGGGCGGGCGCGCGGCGGCGGGGAGCAGCUCCCGGCGGGCCUGACCUUUCCAGAGCGCCCCGCUGCGGCCGCACUAGUCCGGCCUCGCCGUCCAGUCAGCGGACUGGGACCCGGCCGCUGGGCCACCAUUGGGGCGCUUAGCCCCCUCACUGCCCCCCGGCUCGGCAGGCCGGCGUGCGGCCAGUGCGCCCUGGGCGCGCGAGGCGGUGAGACCCGGGAGCCCUGCGCAGCUGGACGCGCGGGCUGGGAUGGCGAUGCAUGCCCUUACUGGCUUCUCGCUGGUCAGCCUGCUCAGCUUCGGCUACCUGUCCUGGGACUGGGCCAAGCCGAGCCUGGUAGCCGAUGGGCCUGGAGAGGCUGGUGAGCAGCCCUCGGCCGCUCCGCCCCAGCCGCCCCACAUCAUCUUCAUCCUCACAGACGACCAGGGUUACCACGAUGUGGGCUACCAUGGCUCCGAUAUCGAGACCCCUACGCUGGACCGACUGGCGGCGGAGGGUGUCAAGUUGGAGAAUUACUAUAUCCAACCCAUCUGCACCCCUUCACGGAGCCAACUUCUCACUGGCAGGUACCAGAUCCACACGGGACUGCAGCACUCCAUCAUCCGCCCACGGCAGCCCAAUUGCCUGCCCCUGGACCAGGUGACGCUGCCCCAGAAGUUGCAGGAGGCAGGUUAUUCUACACACAUGGUGGGCAAGUGGCAUCUGGGCUUCUACCGGAAGGAGUGUCUGCCUACCCGCCGGGGCUUUGACACCUUCCUGGGCUCGCUCACGGGUAACGUGGACUACUACACCUAUGACAACUGUGACGGGCCGGGAGUGUGCGGCUUCGACUUGCACGAGGGUGAGAAAGUGGCCUGGGGGCUGAGCGGCCAGUACUCCACCAUGCUCUAUGCCCAGCGUGUCAGCCACAUCCUGGCCAACCACAGCCCCCGACGGCCCCUCUUCCUCUACGUGGCCUUCCAGGCGGUGCACACACCUCUGCAGUCCCCUCGCGAGUACCUGUACCGCUAUCGCACCAUGGGCAACGUGGCCCGGCGGAAGUACGCGGCCAUGGUGACCUGCAUGGAUGAGGCUGUGCGCAACAUCACCUGGGCCCUCAAGCGCUAUGGCUUCUACAAUAACAGUGUCAUCAUCUUCUCCAGUGACAAUGGCGGUCAGACCUUCUCGGGGGGCAGCAACUGGCCCCUGCGAGGACGCAAAGGCACCUACUGGGAAGGCGGUGUGCGCGGCCUGGGCUUCGUCCACAGCCCCCUGCUCAAGCGGAAGCGGCGGAUAAGCCGGGCACUGGUGCACAUCACUGACUGGUACCCAACCCUGGUGGGGCUGGCAGGUGGCAGUGCCUCGGUGGCUGACGGGCUGGACGGCUACGAUGUGUGGCCGGCCAUCAGCGAGGGCCGGGCAUCACCGCGCACAGAGAUCCUGCACAACAUCGACCCACUCUACAAUCACGCGCGGUACGGCUCGCUGGAGGGUGGCUUUGGCAUUUGGAACACAGCCGUGCAGGCCGCCAUCCGGGUGGGAGAGUGGAAGCUGCUCACAGGAGACCCUGGCUAUGGAGACUGGAUCCCGCCGCAGACACUGGCCGCUUUCCCAGGCAGCUGGUGGAACUUGGAGCGGAUGGCCAAUGUCCGCCAGGCCGUGUGGCUCUUCAACAUCAGUGCUGACCCCUAUGAACGGGAGGACCUGGCUGACCAGAGGCCCGAUGUGGUCCGAGCCCUGCUGGCCCGCCUGGUGGACUAUAACCGCACGGCCAUCCCCGUGCGCUACCCAGCUGAGAAUCCCCGGGCCCAUCCUGACUUUAAUGGGGGUGCUUGGGGGCCCUGGGUCAGUGAUGAGGAGGAAGAAGAGGAAGAGGAGGAAGGCAGGGCUCGAAGCUUAUCCCGGGGGCGUCGCAAGAAAAAAUGCAAGAUUUGCAAGCUGCGAUCCUUCUUCCGGAAGCUCAAUACGAGGCUGAUGUCCCACCGUAUCUGAAUGGGCUGGGGGGAGGGGGAGGUGAGACCCUCUGGCCCCUAGAGGGCUUCCCCACUCAAGCCUGGCCUGCUGCUAUGCAGGCAGGCGCCUAAGUCAAGUUCCCCCUGCAGGUGAAUGGAGGGCAGAGAGCACCUCAAUUAAAUGGUGGGGAACUUGGCUUGGGGGUGAGGAGAGAGCAAAAUGCAAUGGGAUGCCUAAAUCCU
Messenger RNA from Condylura cristata (star-nosed mole), 2440 nucleotides. RefSeq names its product arylsulfatase family, member I (gene ARSI). Lineage: Eukaryota; Metazoa; Chordata; Mammalia; Eulipotyphla; Talpidae. The coding region runs from base 516 to 2237 and encodes 573 amino acids. The record is from RefSeq and is a predicted model, not a curated record. The transcript is spliced from 2 exons.